AUGGCAAAGAAGGCUACCGCCACCGGCCUGUCCAGCUCGCAGCAGAGCUCAGGCACCACGACACCGGCCUCGAUAUCCGCAGGCGCAGCGCCCCUUGCGGCCACUCCUAAGAAGUCCGCUGCAACCGCCUCGACCACCAGUGAUACCGAUGCAAACCGAUGGGAUCAGAUCGCCACGAACUUCUUCGAUGCCUACCAGAAGGACACCCCGCAGCGGACCAAGCUGAUUGACGCCUUCAUGGCCUUCCUGGUCGUCGUCGGAGCUCUUCAGUUCUUGUACUGCGUCUUGGCCGGCAACUACCCGUUCAAUGCAUUCCUGUCAGGCUUUGGAGCUACCGUUGGCCAGUUCGUUCUCACAGCAUCACUCCGAAUCCAGACCGAUGAGGGAAACAAGUCGGAGUUUACAUCCAUCUCGCACGAGCGAGCCUUCGCAGAUUUCAUUGUUGGCAGCUUGAUUCUACACUUCUUCGUUAUCAACUUCAUAAACUAG
Molecule: messenger RNA, 489 nt
Organism: Pestalotiopsis fici W106-1
Lineage: Eukaryota; Fungi; Ascomycota; Sordariomycetes; Amphisphaeriales; Sporocadaceae
Exons: 3
Coding region: 1-489 (162 amino acids)
Biological process (GO): protein N-linked glycosylation
Cellular component (GO): membrane; oligosaccharyltransferase complex
Source: RefSeq, a predicted model, not a curated record